AUGCUAGUAAAUUUUGUUUUAAUGUGUCUAAUAACUGAUUUGCUACCAUGCAUUAUUAGGUUAUGCAUUGGAACCAGUAGAGCCACUAACAUACUAAGUUUUACAGAGACUUGUGUAAAAAAAUAUUAUUUGCCGUUGAUAGAUUAUCCAUUGGGUUGGGGGUUAAGGUGGAUGACACUAUUUUUCACACCUGCAUUUGUAAAUUUGCCCCUAUCAAAAUGGAUUUCUUGCAGAGAAGCGUUUUUAAUAGUUGCAGUUUUUGUUUUUGGUUUGCUUCUAGGAUUUUUAAUUAUUGGGUGGACCUGUGUUUUCACCAGGAAAGUAGUUGAAUUGUUAACGCGGAAAGGGAAGAAUAACACCAAACAGGAUAAUAUUACUUGCAAUGAGGCUGAAAAGGAGAAAUCAGAAUUUGACCCUAAAAAGAGCAAUAGGACAUUAAGCAGUGGCAUGAAAGAACAACAAGAGGAGGACGAUGAAGAAAGACGUGAGAAUGAAUCUUUGAUCAGUGGUUUAGCCGAACAGAAUGAUGGUGCUAAUAGCAACAAUAAUUUAUUUGAAGGGCUUGAUAUGGAGAAUUCAAGACUAUUAGAAACAUAUGAGCCUGCCGCCAUUAAAAGAAGUAACACUUGGAAUUCUAUAUACAAUACUAAUAGCAAAAACAAAUAUACCCAUUAUUACGAUGAAAAUGUUGAUGAUGAUAAUAUAUCAUUAGUUAAUUUGGCAUCGCAUACCAAUCUAGACUAUGAUAUGGCAUCUUUUCCUCCAACAGAUAUCAACCAUGUUGAUAAGAGUAUUAAGGGAGUUGAUGGUGAAAAAGCAUACGUCAAGUAUAACAGCUUGAGCUUUGCCAACGAUAAUCUAAAGAAUGCAUCCAUACUUGAUUUUAUUAAAAGACAGCAAAAAAAGUACUAUAACCCUGAAAUUGUAUGUAAACGAGCAGAAAUACAGCAAGAACAAUAUAGCACAGAUUCCAGGACCACCAAUGCUAAUACUGCUAGAAACAAUAAUAUUAAUAAUUAUUAUAUUGACGAAGAUUUAGCUAUUAGUGAGGAAAGGGAGAAGAAUGCCAAAAUUAUGUUGUUUUGGGAAUCCCAUUUUCAUCAUUUUGUUUACUUUAUAGCUUGGUUCACCAUAGGUAUAUGGACGUAUUAUUUUACUUCCUAUGUCAUGCCAUUUCAGCUAUUCACCUUAAUAUGUACUUUUAUGUUGGUUACCGACUUCAUACCAUCUACAUUUAAGUACAAGAGAAUAUUACACCCAGUUUUAUGUAGUGUUGCUCUUUCUUUAUUGGUUUUUUUAAUAUCUGCUUUGAUUAACAACAGAGGGGAAAUAUCUUUUUUUUUAAAAGACCUUAAACAUUUCCAGACCGGCAGGAAUUAUUUAAAGUUAUUCAAAGAUAAGCAAAAGGGCAUACAAUAUUGGCCCGGUGCUGGUGAUUUUUUCAGUAGCUGCAUGGAUGUAUCGAUUACAGCGCUAUCUAUACCAAUGUAUUCAUAUAGAAAGGAUUUAUACUAUAAUGCGCAUGUAAUGCUUCCUCCCAUAUUCAUAUUUACGAUUGGUAAUUUAUUUUUAUAUCCAUUAAUAUCCCAUAAAAUAGGUAUAAGCCCGGAAAACAGUAUAGGAUACAUGGGGAGAAGUAUUACUUUGGCAUUGGGGACACCGGCAAUUACUAAUUUCAAUGGCAAUGUAACGGUCAUGGCUGUGACCACUGUCGUUACUGGUGUAUUGGGUGUUUUAAUUGGUGAUCGUUUGAUGAAGAUAUGUAGGAUACCAGUGGAAGAUGAUCCUGUAAUUAGAGGGUUGACGUUGGGUUGUAAUUGUACAGCCAUUGCCACAGCAUAUUUAUUGGGUAUUGAUGUUAGAGCAGCAGCCAUUAGUUCUUUGUCUUUUGUUGUUUAUGGCACUAUUAUGGUUGUUUUAAGUUGUAUAGCACCAGUAGUUAAAUUUGUAGACGUGACAUUGGCUGGAAUGGCUUGA
Saccharomycodes ludwigii is the source of this 1977-nucleotide messenger RNA. RefSeq lists its product as uncharacterized. Lineage: Eukaryota; Fungi; Ascomycota; Saccharomycetes; Saccharomycodales; Saccharomycodaceae. The coding region runs from base 1 to 1977 and encodes 658 amino acids. The transcript has a single exon. The record is from RefSeq and is a predicted model, not a curated record.